This is a messenger RNA of Lycium barbarum (goji berry), 629 nucleotides long. RefSeq names its product coatomer subunit epsilon-1-like. Lineage: Eukaryota; Viridiplantae; Streptophyta; Magnoliopsida; Solanales; Solanaceae. Gene Ontology annotation, cellular component: COPI vesicle coat. Gene Ontology annotation, molecular function: protein binding; structural molecule activity. The record is from RefSeq and is a predicted model, not a curated record. The coding region runs from base 224 to 454 and encodes 76 amino acids. Gene Ontology annotation, biological process: endoplasmic reticulum to Golgi vesicle-mediated transport; intra-Golgi vesicle-mediated transport; retrograde vesicle-mediated transport, Golgi to endoplasmic reticulum. The transcript is spliced from 4 exons.
AUGUCCAGAUACUCAUUAAGAUGCAUCGGUCGGAUUAUGCAGAGAAACAGUUGAGAAUUAUGCAGCAAGUUGAUGAAGAUCAUAUACUAACUCAACUUGCAAAUGCAUGGUUAAACUUGGCACUGGGUGGAUCAAAAAUACAAGAAGCAUUUCUUAUAUUCCAAGACUUCUCUGAGAAGUAUGAGAUGACUAGCUUAAUCCUGAAUGGGAAUCUGUUUGUUGCAUGCACAUGGGUAACUUUGACGAAGAUGAGACGCUGUUGCUUGAAGCCUUAAACAAGGACGCUCAGGAUCCAGAAACACUGGCCAAUCUGGUUGUAUGCAGUCUUCACCUUGGGAAACCAUCCACACACUAUCUCAACCAGUUGAAAUUGUCGAACCGAGACCACACACUUGUCAAGCGCACGACAUCUGCUGAAGAAAGUUUUGAUAGAGCAGUCCAAACUGUUGCUUGAAGAAAGAUUGCUGCAUGUUGUUGCUUGAUUUUCCCUACUAAUGAGUUCAACAAGCAAAUGUGGAAGCUAUCUUUUGUAGUGUUAUUUUUGUUGCUAGUUCAUUUGGUAUUCUCAUUGGACAAUUUAAAGACUGGCAUGUCAAUAUAAAACAUUUACCUGCAACUUUUAUAAUUAG